UGCAAGGUUUGCCAGAACAAAUCCAGGGUGCCGCAGAUCACAGCGGGGGGUUAUCAGAAGGCCCGCACACAACGCGCGCGGCUGACGCCAGCGGUGCUAACCCGUACUUUUUGGAGCACUGAAGUGGCUGACAGACUUAUGCACACCGCCGGCAUGCUGCUCCUCCCCGGGGACCUGCUGCACUGGGCGAGUUCCUUCUGUGGGGGACACCGGGGACACGGGGACCCAAACCGGAGGGCAGGGUGUGCAGCCCCUGUUCCCCUGCCCCCGCUUUCUGGCUUGUAUAGCUCCCAGAUGAAUAAAUGUGGGACACAAGCUCCGGUGUGGCUGUCGCUGAAGUCGGAAUCCCUGCCAGCUCCCGGUGAGAGCAAGCGGCUCACAGCCUGUGCUACCUGGCAGGUCUUCUCUGGGGGCACCAAGGACUGCUGCUUGUUUCGGAUACCCAUCGCCGUCAGGAACUGCGGUGAAUUCUUUGUGUAUCUCCUGCAGCCUACUCAAGGAUGCAUGGGCUACUGCGCGGAAGACAAACUCACAAGCCUGGCUUUGCAACCAGUGGUAACUCCCGCGCUUGUGCAAGGACGUGUCCAUCUGAAGUGCACUUACUGCCGCCCCUCCUCAAAGCCGCCGCUGCGGUACGUGGUGGUCUGGUCGCGCCUGUCCAACCCUGCCAAGAAAGAGCAGAUUCAGCGUGACACCACCCUGCAGUCAUUUUCCUACGUCGAGAUGAACGGUGUGAAUCUCAAAUUGGGAGACACGGUCUUUUGCACUGUCACUGCUUUUACAAGGGACUCUCCUGAGCAGCAGUCAUUGCCUGAAGAGAGCAAAGGUUUCUAUGCUGGGAUUAAGUUUUUACCAGAAUCAUUACAAAUUGCAGAGGAUGGCAAAGAGCACGUUUUGACCGUUCUGAGCACUGUACCCAUUGCCUGUCCCGGGCAUGACGAUUCCUGUAAAAUUACUUUGCAGCUAAGUACUGAGGAUUUGGAUAGCCGAUUACCGGGGCGCCCAGACAUCGCCCUUUCGGCAUGCCAGGUGGAUCUGCUGCGAGCGCCCUGCUCGGGGAGCAGCUGCGCAGCGGCCACGCUGGCGGUGACGGCCGUGACAGACUUCGCUCAGGACGGGAACCGCGUCAGCCGCAUCCGAGCUGAGCCAGUCGGACGGAGGGAUUUGCUUUGGAGGGCUUACACACCAAAGGAUGUGAAGGUCACAGUUCGAGACCUCCCAACAGGGAACUGCUACUCCUUCACUGAUCCACACAUUAUCACAUUUGAUGGAUGGCGCUACGAUAACUAUAAAAUCGGCACCUUCCUUUUGUGCCGGAGCGUGUCGCGGGCCUUUGAAGUGCACGUUCGGCAGUGGGAUUGCGGAGGCCGCCGCUCCGCCGCCGCCUGCAAUUGCGGCGUAGCCGCGCGGGAAGGCGGUGACACCGUGGUGCUGGACGCCUGCAAUGGCCGUUUUCGGGAGAGCAGACCCCAGCUAGCCGUCAAAAGCACUGAGGCAUCACCACACAUCAAAAUCCUAAAGUCCUACGGAGGGAGGAAAAUAACAAUCCUGUUCCCUUCGGGAGCAUUUGUUCGAGCCGACAUGAGCGAGUGGGGAAUGGGUCUGACGGUGAGGACGCCGGGCAGCGACUUCAACAGCACCAGCGGUUUGUGUGGCCUCUUUGACGGGAUCGGGCACAACGACCUGAGCAACGUGCCUGAGGAAGACUUCAUAGAGGAGUGGAGAAUACCUCCAGGGAAGAGUUUAUUUGACAAGGCUCCAGCACCUUCUGAGGGGAAGCAAAGGAAGAAUUACUGCAGAUGUCAGAAGGAGAGCACUAAGUCCGUGCCCAUGGUAAACACACUGAGUGCCUUCCAGACUCCUCUCCCUCAACCUUCUGGUUGCCAUUAUGAUCAUGUGGAUUACACCUCAGCGAUCCCCUAUCUAGAUGUUACGUCAGAGUUUGUCACUCACUCAGAAAUAGAGGCUACUUUACGCAAAGAUAAGAAACUAUUGACCAAGUCUUUUGAUCAAAGAUACCUGCCUAAAUCAGUCCAAAGGCGAGGUAGCCGCGAGGACCAAUUAAAACCCCUCAAACACAAUGUGUCCAUGAAAAACAACGGUUCCAUUAACUCCGCGAAACCAACAGAAGACCUAAGGAGAGCCAAAAGGCAAAAAGAAUAUUAUGAAUAUUUACCCUUUCACCCGUCGCAUAGCCCGAGCCAGAGAGACUCGGAGAGCAUUGCGUAUUUUUUCCCAGAGGAUUACUUUGAAGGGAUUCGGACAAAACUUCCACUGGCAUGGCCCAGUCCCAAUGGCCUAACUGCCACCAAAGCUCGGGACAUUUGCCACCAAAUUCUUGCAAAUUCCUCCAUCGGCUUAGUGUGUAAAGGUCUCCUUGGAAAACAGAUGGAUAAGGCAAUUGAUAUAUGCCUUUUAGAUCUGCAGCUCAAAGAUGACGUGGCUUGGGUGAGGGCACUGAUAGCCCUUUUGGAAAAUGAAUGUGAAAGAAGAGUGCUAAAACACAGAAACAGCAUGUUUCAUGUUGGAAACCAGCCAUCUGCUACCCAGGAGGAAAUCCUCACCAUCCUCCGAUGUCCUGCUUUCUGUAACGGCAAUGGACAAUGCACGGAACUGGGCUGCCAGUGCUUUGAAGACUACAGCUCCUAUGAUUGUAGCAUUGCCAAAAAGCAAGCUUUGGAAAUCUCAGGCUUAGAGAACGGGGGCCUCUGCGACGUCCGUGCCUCUGAGUGCACCAGGAUCCGCGUGUUUGGCCUCGGCUUCAAAGAGUCGCCCAACCUGCACUGCCAGGUCACCAGAUUAAUUCAUCUCAAUGGCGAAUGGGUAUCAAGAGAACAAGAAAUGACAAAAGCAGAUUUUCUCAGCUCUGCGGCUGUUGACUGCCAGAUUCCUCCCCUGAACAUUACAGAGACAGAGGCUGUGCACUUUGUGGCCGGUGAUGAGCCAUUCGCAAGAUGGCAAGUGAAAAUGAUGAGUGAUACAAAUAGCCAAGAUCGUUUCAUGAUGAAUGAAAUACGUCAGGCAGAAGUGACAGAAUUCCUGAUUGUCCUGACUGCUUAUCCAGAAGAAGUGGCUCUUUCUUUCCAUAUGAUACACAACCUGCCUCCUGUGUUCCAGGCCCCCUCCAGCCAGCUGCUGACAUUUAUUGGUGAGAAUUUUGUUUACCAGUUAAUAGCAGUGGAUCCGGAAGGGUCAGCUGUGCUAUUCAUCUUAGAAGCUGGGCCACAGGAUGCCAGGCUCUCUCCUGCUGGCCUCCUUAUCUGGAAAGUGGAUUCAGAAGAAAUGCAGACCUUUGAAUUCACUGUGUCGGAUGAAUGCAAUGCACAGAGCACAUACUCCAUUGAGGUUCGAGUCAAGCCCUGCAGCUGCCUCAAUGCUGGAACAUGUGUUACCAAUAUUAAAUUCCCUCCAGGCCUUGGUGAAUACUUGUGUUUAUGUCCAAAUGGAUUUGAUGGAGAAUUUUGCCAGGAAGAUAUCGAUGACUGCAAAUCAAACCCCUGCGGCAGCGGAACAUGCGUGGACAGUGUGGAUAGCUAUUUUUGUAAAUGUCCCCCUGGUUUGGGAGCUGUGCUUGCUGCUGACAUUACAAAAGCUUUAAGCAUUGAAAAAGGCAAUGGCAAAGGUGAUUUGAACAAGACUGAGGUCAUGCAGCACCACUGGCACAUGUUACUACCUGUGCCAACAGGCCAUGUUUUCCUGGAGUCUUAUGUUUUGAUCGGAAACCCCCUUACGUCGGAUAUGUCUGCGGCCGAUGUCCAGCAGGGUUUUUUGGAAAUGGCCGAAUCUGUACCAAAGUCCCCAGACCAGUGUGAGCUGGGCGAAGGCGGAGGGUUUAAAUGUGGGCCUUGUCCCACUGGGUACAGCGGUGAUGGAGUUACAUGUGAAG
Messenger RNA from Phaethon lepturus (White-tailed tropicbird), 3886 nucleotides. Its product is annotated as von Willebrand factor D and EGF domain-containing protein-like. Gene Ontology annotation, biological process: anatomical structure development. Gene Ontology annotation, molecular function: calcium ion binding; signaling receptor binding; oxidoreductase activity. Lineage: Eukaryota; Metazoa; Chordata; Aves; Phaethontiformes; Phaethontidae. Gene Ontology annotation, cellular component: extracellular region; cell surface. The record is from RefSeq and is a predicted model, not a curated record. The transcript has 20 exons. The annotation marks the transcript as partial.